UCCAAACCCUUUUCUCGUUCCUUCGAAUAUCUCCUUCACGCUUUCUCUCCAUCUGUCUCUCUCUCCUCCAAACCUAUACAUACAAUCCAUACAUACAUACCGCGAAUCGAAAUUUCAGUUUCGUUAGUUGCCGCUCUGUCUUCAUUUCCACUUUGUCUUCCAUCACCAGAUUUGAUUUCUUUUCAAACCCAAAACCCUAACCCUAAUUCUUUAUCGCUUUCACUUUAUGGUUUCUCAGAUCUGUACUCAAUCUUGAAUAUUAUGUCUUUCUGUGCAUGCAUCUAAUGUGAAUCUCUAUCAAUCAUCAGAUCCGUGGCAGAUGGUUUUGCAUUUCAUACAAGAUUCGUGGAGUUAUGAAUUGCAGAGAUUAUUGAAUGCAUAGGCAUGGCCUUGAUGAUUGCUUUCGGAUAGUUUGAGUUGGUACUAAUUUACUUUUGAAUGGGGGAAGCUGAAAGUGGAGUUUGUGUGGCAGUGUUAAAUGAAGGAAUGAUGAUAAUUGAUAUGCCAAAGGUGGCUGGCUUGGAGUGUGAAAAUCAACCUGUGGCAGGUGGUACUGAAACAGAGUUGUAUGGGAAUGAGAAGGUGGAGGAAGUUGCUCAUACUGACAUGGAGUGCUUCACCAACAAUCAAGCUAGUGAAAGUUUGAAGAACACUGAAUUGGAGUCCCUUGCUGAGGAGAAGGGGAAUGAAGGGCCGAAUGUGCCUGAUUUAGCUCACUGUGCUACUAAUGAAGUGAAGGAAGCUUCAAAUGAUGAUAUGUUCUCAGAAGUUUCAAAUCCAAAUUUGUCACCUAAGGGACAUACUUCAAGCUUCCAGACAUUUAGUAGUCAGCUGGUCGAGUGCACAAAUACUAAUCAAGGUGUUUGUGGUGAAAUUACAUCUUCUUGUUCAGGUGCAGAGGAGAGUUUGGGCAUGGAAUACCCUAGAGGCUAUGAAACAUCUGGACCAGUUUCUACAUCAUGUGUUGUACUUGAAAUUCCAAAGGAAUUUAGCACCACUGGUGUAAGGAAGAUUACACUCAAGUUCAGCAAAUGCAAGGAGGAUAAGGAUCCAUUAUCUGCUCCAACUGCCCCACCUAUUUCUAAGGGGGUUAUUGGUGGAUUUAAUCAACUUCAGGCUUGGAAUCCUGUAGAAUCUAGUGGUAUGGAUGUAGAAUUGAAUUCAAGCGCAAUUAAAGAAAACAUGGAACUGAAAAUGUCCAAGAAGGUUGUUCCUGACAUCUAUCCGACAAAUGUCAAGAAGCUUUUAUCAACAAAGAUAUUGGAAGGAGCACAAGUGAAGUAUAUUUCAACAUCUGGCCAGAGACAACUUCCUGGAAUUGUAAAGGAUUCUGGAUAUUUAUGUGGCUGUUCAUUCUGCAAUUUCUCCAAGGUUGUGAGUGCCUAUGAGUUUGAGCUGCAUGCUGGUGGCAAGACUAGACACCCAAAUAAUCAUAUAUAUUUGGAGAAUGGAAAGCCUAUUUACAGCAUUAUUCAAGAACUAAAGACUACACCACUCAACCUUCUAGAUCAAAUGGUAAAAGAUGUGGCUGGUUCUUCAGUUAAUGAGCAAUAUUUGCAGGCAUGGAAAGCAACACUUCUACAGAACCGUGAGGCCACUGGUUUGAAUAAUUAUGCUCAUGGAAAGCCUUCAGGCAUGUUUCACUUUACAGCAAGUCAGGCAACAGAAGAUUGUAUCCCUGCUCCACUUGCCUAUCUUGACAAGUCCUACCUGAGCCAGCAUAACUUUAGGGAUAUGGCUGAAGAGCAGAAACAUGUGGUUAAAAAGCCAAGAUCCUUUUCAGGUUCAGCCGUAGAGCAGAAGAAAACUUCAGAAGGUGGCACAAAGAAAAGGGAUAAUGACCUGCACCGAUUGCUGUUCAUGCCCAACGGACUUCCUGAUGGUACUGAUUUGGCAUAUUAUUCAAAGGGGAAGAAAAUUCUCGGAGGCUACAAGCAAGGAAAUGGUAUACUCUGUAGUUGUUGCAAUACAGAGAUAAGUCCAUCGCAAUUUGAAGCUCAUGCUGGGUGGGCAGCUAAACGUCAGCCUUAUCGUCACAUCUAUACCUCUAAUGGUCUGACGCUACAUGAUAUUGCCUUGAUGUUAGCAAGUGGUCAAAGUAUUACCACCAACAAUAGUGAUGAUAUGUGUGCUGUAUGCGGUGAUGGAGGAGAACUAAUUCUAUGUGAUGGAUGCCCUCAGGCUUUUCAUGCAGCUUGUUUAGGUCUAGAAUGUGCUCCAUCCAGCAACUGGCUUUGUGCACAUUGUCGAGACAAAUUUGGUCCUGGAAGAAAGGUGACUGGAGAAUCUAGGCCUAUUAUUAUACGGCUGACUAGAGUGGUUAAAGCACCUUCAUAUGAAAGUGGUGGUUGUGUUGUGUGCAGGGUCCCAGACUUCAGUCCUGAAACAUUUGAUGACAGAACAGUUAUGCUCUGUGACCAGUGUGAGAAGGAAUACCAUGUUGGCUGUUUGCGGAAAAUUGGACUUUGUGAUCUCAAAGAAUUGCCAACAGAUAAAUGGUUUUGCUGUUAUGACUGCAAUACAAUCUAUUUAGCCCUUCAGAAUUCGGUUAUGAAGGGAGCUGAGGCAAUUCCACCUUCAGUAUCAGCUGCUUUAACUAAGAAGCAUGUAGAGAAAGGUGUAGCUAAUGGUGGUGCAAAUGAUAUCCAAUGGAGAAUUUUGAGUGGGAAAAGUCGCUAUGCAGAACAUCUACCUCUAUUAUCCAAGGCUGCUGCAAUCUUCAGGGAAUGCUUUGAUCCAAUUGUAGCCAAAACUGGCCGUGAUCUUAUACCUGUAAUGGUGUAUGGGAGGAACAUAUCUGGUCAAGAAUUCGGUGGAAUGUAUUGUGUUGUUUUUAUGAUCAAGUCAGUAGUAGUAUCAGCUGGUCUUCUCAGGAUAUUUGGGCAAGAGGUUGCUGAGCUUCCUUUGGUGGCUACAAGUAGGGAAUACCAGGGCAAAGGCUAUUUCCAGGCAUUGUUUGGAUGCAUUGAGAAACUACUACAUUCCCUGCAUGUUAAGAACCUAGUUCUCCCUGCUGCUGAGGAAGCUGAAUCCAUCUGGACAAAGAAAUUAGGGUUUAGAAAGAUGACUGAUGAGCGGUACUUGAGGUAUUCAAGAGAUCUCCAGUUGACUGUUUUCAAGGGGACAUCAAUGUUGGAGAAAGAAGUGUGGCAAGCAUCUGAUGCUUUGUGAUCCAUUCCUUCCAAAUAUUUCAGGAAGAGAAGAAGACAAUCUUGCAUGCCUGUCCACUUUGUGUCGUGUCGGUGGAGACCUCUAUCCUAUGUGCCAUGUAAAAUUCAACACAUACAAAUGUGAAGUUGAAGCACAUAGGCAGUACAUAUUUUCAGUCUCCCCAAAAAUUAAGAGGCACAUCUGUGGCCGAUGGAAACCAAUACGAAGAGAGCUAAGUGAUCCAAAAAUGAUGAUCCUUAGAGCAGAUGCAAUGCAGGUGGUGUGUGUUUUUAAAAUCAGGAUUACUGAAGGGCCAUAGUGAUCAAAUAAAUUUUCUUUACUUGACAUGUUUUCCGCAUGAUAAGUGCUUAGGCAAUGUAUAAAAAGCAUGUUGACGUUUUUAUAACGCAUGCUGUACCUACCUCCUCUUUCAGGAAUUGAAUUGAUUUUUGCCUUCCUCGUGUACAUUUUUCCAAUCAAACCAGGAAAGAAAUUUUGGUUCUUGUAGUUUUAAAGGUGUCUAUUGUUAUAUUUGGUGGUCUUUUCAGAAAUGUGAUGCCUGAAAUUGGGAACAAA
Ipomoea triloba (trilobed morning glory) is the source of this 3726-nucleotide messenger RNA. RefSeq lists its product as uncharacterized. Gene Ontology annotation, molecular function: acyltransferase activity, transferring groups other than amino-acyl groups. The transcript has 20 exons. Lineage: Eukaryota; Viridiplantae; Streptophyta; Magnoliopsida; Solanales; Convolvulaceae. The record is from RefSeq and is a predicted model, not a curated record. The coding region runs from base 439 to 3171 and encodes 910 amino acids.